AUGGCGGAGUUCGAGGCCACUUUUGCUAGUUUGUCCAGAUUUGCUCCUGAGCUUAUGGCUACAAAAGAGCGCCGUUGUAUUAAGUUUGAGACUCGACUGAGAGAUGCACUUGCCUACUGUGUGGGCGGGUCUAUGAUGAGGGAGUAUAACCUUCUUAUCGAGGCAGCGGCAUAUAUGGAAACCCAGUUAGGAGCUGGAGAGAAGAAGAUGAGGGGUUUCAGGCAGAGAGGCCAGAAGAUACAGGGUGAGACCCAACAUAACAAGAGGCAGAAAGGUUUUACACCACAACAGUCUCAUGGGGCACAGUCUAGGUCUACUUUUCCAGUGCCAAGUUCAGGGGUAGGGGGAGGUGGCCAAGGAGGAUUUUCUUGUUUCAAGUGUGGCCAGUUGGGUCACAAGUCCUUUUCUUGCCCAUAG
This is a messenger RNA of Camellia sinensis, 417 nucleotides long. Lineage: Eukaryota; Viridiplantae; Streptophyta; Magnoliopsida; Ericales; Theaceae. The record is from RefSeq and is a predicted model, not a curated record.